UGUGUGUGAGACGCGUACAGAAACAAACGGCUGCAGAAAGAAACUGGACAAAAUCCCGCUAACGGAGAAAAACCUCGAGCUCCCCGCCUGUCCCCAAGUCGCUGUCCACUCCGACCGCACAUCUAGACCUAAAUAAGCGUGUGUGAUGAACGGAGACUCAGGUGCAGGGGUGGUGACGGCCCCCCCGCCCACCAACCCCCCUCAUAAGGAGCGUUAUUUCGACCGCGUGGACGAGAGCAGCCCGGAGUACCAGAGAGAGAGGAACAUGGCGCCGGACCUGCGGCAGGACUUCAACAUGAUGGAGCAGCGCAAGAGAGUCUCCAUGAUCCUGCAGAGUCCAGCGUUCUGUGAUGAGCUGGAGUCUCUGAUCCAGGAUCAGAUGAAGAAGGGGAAAACCCCCACCAGUUUGCUGGCGCUGCAGCAGAUCGCUGACUUCAUGACCACCAGCGUCCCCACCAUGUACCCCACCGCGCCCCAGGGAGGCAUGGCAGCCCUCAACAUGAGUUUGGGGAUGGUGACUCCAGUGAAUGAUCUGAGAGGUUCAGACUCCAUCGCUUAUGAGAAAGGAGAGAAGCUCUUGCGCUGUAAACUCGCCGCGUUUUACCGCCUGGCCGACCUUUUCGGCUGGUCUCAGCUCAUCUACAACCACCUGACGGUCCGGCUGAACUCUGAACAGGAGCGUUUUCUGAUUGUCCCUUUUGGGCUUCUGUACAGUGAAGUCACUGCCUCCAGUUUGGUGAAGAUUAACCUGCAGGGGGAGAUUGUGGACAGAGGCAGCACUAAUCUGGGUGUAAAUCAGGCUGGAUUCACCCUCCACUCCGCCAUCUACGCUGCCCGGCCCGACGUCAAGUGCAUAGUGCACAUUCACACACCCGCUGGCACCGCGGUGUCUGCUAUGAAGUGUGGUCUGCUGCCCAUUUCACCCGAGGCUCUGUCGCUGGGCGAGGUGGCAUACCACGAUUACCACGGUAUUCUGGUGGACGAGGAGGAGAACGUCCUCAUACAGAAGAACCUGGGUCCUAAGAGCAAGGUGUUGAUUUUGAGGAAUCACGGUCUGGUGUCUGUUGGAGAAACAAUCGAAGAGGCAUUUUACUACAUUCAUAACCUAGUCACAGCCUGUGAGAUUCAGGUGCGCACCCUCGCCAGUGCAGGAGGUCCUGACAACCUAAUAAUGUUGGACCCAGGCAAGUAUAAAUCCCGUCCACGCUGCCUCGAGCCGGUCGGAGACGGGUCGAGCUCGCACCCGAAGUGGCAGAUCGGGGAGCAGGAGUUUGAGGCCUUGAUGAGGAUGCUGGAUAAUCUGGGCUACAGGACCGGUUAUCCGUACCGCUGCCCUGCGCUGCGUGAUAAAGCAAAAAAGUACAGUGAUGUUGAGAUCCCCUCUUCAGCCACGGGCUACUCGUACGCUGAGGACAGUGACUCGGGUGCGCGCUCCCCGUUAAAGCACAGCUUUCAGCGGGACAAGAACCGCUGGCUAGCCUCCGGGAGGCCCGUUGAAUCUGCAGAAGAGGGGCAGGACUGCAGCGGUAGCCCCAAGGCGAAGACUAAGGUGUGGACGAACAUAACACACGAUCACGUCAAACCCUUGCUGCAGUCUCUCUCGUCCGGUGUCUGCGUGCCAAGCUGUAUUACCAACUGCUUGUGGACUAAGGAGGACAGUCUCCGACAGGCUGCUGUGGCCAAUCAGUUUGUCCCUCUGAACACCAACCCCAAAGAGGUCCAAGAGAUGCGCAACAAGAUCCGUGAGCAGAACCUGCAGGACAAAAAGACGGCAGGUCCACAGUCGCAGGUGCUCACAGGUGCCGUGGGGGACCGCUCCUAUGUCCAGGGGGAGCUAGUGACCGCGUCUAAAGCCAUCAUUGAGAAGGAGUUCCAACCAUGUGUCAUAGUCAGUAAAACUGGACCGAACCCCUUCAACAAGCUCACAGACCAGGAGCUGGAGGAGUAUCGCAAGGAAGUGGAGCUCAAGCAGAAAGGCACAGAAGCACAGAUCGAAGAGUCGGCCUCGGGCCCCGAAGGAGUCCAGACUCCAGAUGUCAUGUCCACGCAGGACAACGAGGAUCCGCAGGCCACUGCGACCCCCCCGCCCUCCAUAAUCCCCAGCCGUGGCCCUGAAGCGGGUCAGGACAGUCCUGCGGAUCCUCCAGGACCCCCUCAUGAGGAGUUUCACUCCGCGGUGCUGGAAGCUCUGGGCUGUGAUGCUGAGUCUGAGCCGUCUGCAGGUCAGACACCGGAGGCAGAAGAGGAGAAAGAUGCCGGCUCACCUGUGCUUGUGGAGGAAGAGGCCCAGCAGGAGCAGACGUUUAAAGACGAGAGUGACGCCGCCGCUUUAAGACAGACCCUCCCCGAUCUGACCCCCGACGAAGUCUCCGACCUUCCUGCAGAAGACCCCGCCCCCGAGCAGACAGACCCCGCCCCUCAGCCAGAGGGGGAGGAGCCUGUUGCCGGGGACGACGCAGCUGGUGAUCACGGCAGCGACGAAUCGCCCAACAAAUCCCCGUCAAAGAAGAAGAAAAAGUUUCGCACCCCGUCGUUCCUAAAGAAAAACAAAAAGAAGUCUGAAACCCAAUGAGUACGCUUUGCUCAGGCCUCCGGCAAUACCACUCUUGUUUUUUUAUUAAACCCUCAGAUUGUUUUUAUUCUUUUAAUAAGUGCUGGCUGAAGUGCACUUUAAAGUGCGGCUCGUUAAGCAUGUUUUUUUAUAAACCAAUAACCACUGUAAUGUAUCGCAAAUGUAUCCGAUGUUACUGUUAGAGGAAAUGAAUUGAUGAAAGACUUCCUCCUGGUGUUUAAUGAAAAUCUUUGCUCUGCUGCAUCUAUAAACACCUGGAGCGAAAUGCCUCGUAUGAUCAUAACAUCUCGCCUGACCAGAGUGUAAAUAUGCUUGCGAUAAUAGAGUUUUUGGAUGGAAAUCGAAUGAGUUUUUGAAACGUGUGAAUCUCACAAAACCCGUGUAUCACACAUUUCACCCUGAAGUCUAAGGAACGAAGACAUUCUGUUUUCUUUAAAGAAAAUGAAGCCUUUAUUGUGAUAUUUUCAUAACAAAUAAGCAAAUUUUCCUCCCGAAAUGCUUUCAUUAUGCAUACUUGCAAAUAUGCUAUAUACUUUUUCUGUAUUACAGUAACGAGAAGGUUUUUUUUUUUUCUUUGUCCGGUUCAUA
Molecule: messenger RNA, 3160 nt
Organism: Sinocyclocheilus rhinocerous
Lineage: Eukaryota; Metazoa; Chordata; Actinopteri; Cypriniformes; Cyprinidae
Product: alpha-adducin-like
Exons: 16
Coding region: 146-2572 (808 amino acids)
Biological process (GO): barbed-end actin filament capping; positive regulation of adherens junction organization; positive regulation of establishment of endothelial barrier
Cellular component (GO): cytoskeleton; plasma membrane; focal adhesion
Molecular function (GO): actin filament binding
Source: RefSeq, a predicted model, not a curated record